UGGCUGACACCACAACUCGGUCUUUCCGGGUCGUUCCACGCCUCACGCAUACUUCUGCAGAGCUGGCCCGGAGGAGGACCCGACAGGACGCUGUCUGAGAACAGAAAUGAAUAAAAGCAGCAAGCAGAGUAGGAAAAAAUACGGGAGGAGAAGCCGCUCACAGAACUGUUGGUGCAGACAGCGCAGUUCCAGUGAGAGGUGCCUGACAGGGGCCCGGCAGAGAUCACCGGACUCUGACCACAGUGACGAGGAGUCCCCAGUGACCUCACCCAACACCACUGGGGAUACUUCCACACGAGAUCUACCGGGAUAUUACUUUGACCCUAAAAAGAACCGCUACUUCCGCUUGCUACCUGGACAUAACAACUGCAACCCCCUCACGAAAGAGAGCAUCCGGCAAAAGGAAAUGGAGAGCAAAAGACUACAGCUGCUAGAGGAAGAGGAACAGAAGAAAAAGAGAGCAGCCAGAAUGGGGUUUAAUACAUCUUCCUUCCUACGAAAAAGCCAGCUGGGUUUCCUUAGCGUCGCCAGUUACUGCCGCUUAGCCCACGAGCUGCGAGUGAGCUGCAUGGAGAGAAAAAAGGUUCACAUUCAGAGCUCGGAUGCCUCCGUCCCGACGAGCGACCCGUUCAGCCUCAUCCUGGUGGAUACCAACAGUGACCGGCUCUUCACGGUGAAUGAUGUUGAUGUUGGAGGCUCAAAGUAUGGCGUCAUCAACCUGAGUGGUCUGAAGACUCCUGCGCUUGAGGUGCACAUGCAUAAAAACUUCUACUUCACCAACCGCAAGGUGAAUUCUGUGUGCUGGGCCUCACUGAACCACUUGGAUUCCCACGUUCUGCUGUGCCUCUUGGGAUUUGCAGAGACUCCGGGCUGUGCCACUCUGAUCCCAACGUCGCUGUUCACCAGCAGUCACCCAGGUGUAGACCGCCGUGGCAUGCUCUGCAGUUUCCGGAUCCCUGGUGCCUGGUCCUGUGCGUGGUGUCUGAACAUCCAGGCAAACACCUGCUUCAGUACCGGCUUGUCUCGGCGGGUCCUGUUGACCAAUGUAGUGACAGGACACCGGCAGUCAUACAGGACCAACAGUGACGUUCUCACCCAGCAGUUUGCCAUCAUGACUCCUUUGCUGUUCAAUGGCUGUCGCUCUGGGGAGAUCUUUGCCAUUGAUCUGCGUUGUCGAAGUCAAGGCAAGGACUGGAAGUCCACCCGCCUGUUCCAUGACUCGGCGGUGACCUCUUUGCGGAUCCUCCAGGAAGAGCAGUCCGUGUUGGCAUCCGACAUGGCUGGAAAGAUCAAGCUGUGGGACCUGAGGACCAUGAAGUGUCUGAGGCAGUACGAAGGUCAUGUGAAUGAGUAUGCCUGCCUGCCCUUGCAUGUGCACGAGGAAGAAGGAAUCCUGGUGGCAGUGGGCCAGGACUGCUAUACAAGAAUCUGGAGCCUCCAGGAUGGCUACCUGCUCAGAACCAUCCCCUCCCCAUACCCUACCUCCAAGACUGACAUUCCCAGUGUGGCCUUCUCUUCUCAGCUUGGAGGAGAGCAAGGAACGCCAGGGCUGCUCAUGGCCGUCAGGCAGGACCUUUAUUGUUUCUCCUAUGUCUGAUUCUGCGGGGGGGGGGGGGGGGGGGGGGGGCAGCCCGGAAGAGUGUGGGUUUACCUAAAAAGUAAAGAGUGGCUUAUUUGCGAUUGUAAUGAGGGGAUUUAAAGUGAUACCUGUGGGUGCAGCUUUCAUCCCUGUGGCUGCUGGGAGCAAGGUGCUAAAGGUUUGAUAUGAAGACACUUCAGUAAAGUUGUUACAGUUAAAUCUGGGCUCAGAGA
Molecule: messenger RNA, 1812 nt
Organism: Chinchilla lanigera (long-tailed chinchilla)
Lineage: Eukaryota; Metazoa; Chordata; Mammalia; Rodentia; Chinchillidae
Gene: Dcaf4
Product: DDB1 and CUL4 associated factor 4
Exons: 14
Coding region: 107-1597 (496 amino acids)
Cellular component (GO): Cul4-RING E3 ubiquitin ligase complex
Molecular function (GO): protein binding
Source: RefSeq, a predicted model, not a curated record